Messenger RNA from Boleophthalmus pectinirostris (great blue-spotted mudskipper), 2490 nucleotides. RefSeq names its product Rho guanine nucleotide exchange factor (GEF) 3, like (gene arhgef3l). Gene Ontology annotation, molecular function: guanyl-nucleotide exchange factor activity. NCBI's taxonomy places the organism in Eukaryota, Metazoa, Chordata, Actinopteri, Gobiiformes, Gobiidae. Gene Ontology annotation, biological process: intracellular signal transduction; positive regulation of Rho protein signal transduction. The record is from RefSeq and is a predicted model, not a curated record.
GAUGAACAGCCCUGAAGGAUGUGGUUUAGGCUGAUGAGGAAGGAGGAGAAAGAACCCUUACAAGCGUCUGACAACUUGUGAACAAACUCAAUGUUUAUCUGGUUUUCCCUCAUUUUGGGAUUAUGAAAAUCUUAUAUAAAAUGCUUUGAAGACCAACAUGGAAGUGGAGGCGAAUGGUGAUUUGAGAACUUCCUGGACAUCCACACCAGGAGAGACAUCCAUCCUAGUUGACCAUGCAGCUAAGAAAAGAAAACAGCACAUGAGCCCCAUUCCUGUGAAUCAGAUCAUAGAGGAUGAAGAGGAGGAGAAGGAGGGCCAGAGUAUGACAGACCAAACCAAAGAUUCAGAGGAGCCCAGUUUCAAAAGGGUUAAACCAGUGACCAAGUCCAACAGCCUCACAGGUGUAAUAACCCCGGUCAAGACUCCUGCCUUGAAACGCAUUGGACAGUCUAUAUCGAGGUCUAUCAGUUUUCGCACUGAGGCUCGACCUUUGGCCCCAGCACCUCUGAGGUCCCGGUCCAAGGCCUCGUCGUUUCCACGGAGACGGAACAGCCAGUGUUGGAGUGACACUGUGGAGAGUCACGACCUCACUGCCAAAGAGAUCAAACGACAAGAGGUGAUCUAUGAGCUCACACAGGGAGAGAGGCAGCUCAUUGAGGACCUGAGUCUGGUUAAAAAGGUUUACUAUGAGCCCAUGUUGAAGUUGGACAUUAUGACGGAAAGUGAAUUAGGACAAAUCUUUGGGACUCUGGACUCACUUAUUCCUCUUCAUGAAGAUUUCUUAGAGAGACUUGAGCGUCUCAGAGGAUCAGAGAAGACUGUGGGGGAAGUUGGCCCUACACUUUUAGACUGGUUCCCCUGUCUGGAGGCCUAUGUGACCUACUGCUGUAACCAGGUAGGAGCUAAAGCCUUACUGGACCAAAAGAAGAGUGAGAAGCGAGUGGAGCACUUCUUGCGACUGUGCCAGGAAUCCUCGUUCAGCCGAAAACUGGAUCUCUGGAACUUCUUGGACCUGCCCCGGAGCAGACUGGUCAAAUAUCCGCUCCUAUUAAAAGAGAUUCAGAAGUGCACCCCCGCUGAUCACCCUGAUGAAGACACGCUGCCUGAUGCUUUGGAGAUGAUCCAGAGCAUUGUGGCAGAGGUGAAUGAAAAAACUGAGGCGGAGUGUCAGUUUUACAGAAGAGGUCUGAACUACCUCGAGGAGAGCCAAAGGUUACCCGAAAUCCAACAGUCACGCUUCCUGUACUGCCAUGGAGAGCUCAAGAACAACAAAGGACAGCGAUUGCAUGUUUUCCUGUUUGAGCUGGCGCUAGUGCUGACCAGACCUGGAGAGGACAAAGAUGGUGGUCAAGCCUUCAGUGUUUACAGACAGCCUCUGCCCAACAGCUUAUUGAACCUGGAGGAGAUUCCUGAUGGAGAGGCUGGAGGGGGUGGGGCCUUCAGGGGGGCCUUCACAGGGGGAAACGACAAAGUGAAAAACUGUUUCCGAGUGAGCAGCAGGGGGCGAGCUAAAGCAAACUCCUACAGCCUCCAGGCUAACGACUCCUUCAGUAAACAGCAGUGGAUCACCAGUCUGCGCCAGGCCAUAAUCCAAUCACGAGACAGGAAUGCUCAUGCCGGCCAAUCACUGUUUACCUCCUAUGCGGAUCCCGCCCUCUGUCACAUAGCUGACCUGAGCCUCAGUUCAGAUACAGAGAUGGCUGCCCAAACGAGUCGCUGAGUGGGCAAAUGAGACUUUGGAAGAUUUUUUUGGGAGGACUUUGGAGAUUACAUUUGAGUGACUUUGGAGAUUAUAUAUGAGUGACUUUGGAGUUUUAUAGGCCUGUACUGUUCCAUUGUAAUGGAGGCAGAUUCAUUUUAUAUGGUACAAUCUACUGAUAAUGUGAUAUACAGGUGUUUUGGUAAUAAUGCAUUGUAUUUAUGUAGGGCAUUUCAAGACUACCAAAAAGCUUUACUUUGUAUUAUCAAAUCACUCCACAUUUGGUGUUCGUAAGCUACUAUUGUAGCCAUAGCAGCCCUGGGAUAACUGGAAGAGAGGCUGCCAAUCUGCAUCAUCAUCCUCCUCAACGACCACUCAUUACUCACGCACACCACAUUCAUAAUAGGCAAUAUGGGUGAACUGUCUCACUGUAGCACCUGGUAUUCCCAGCAGUCUCCUAUCCAAGUAAUAACCCGGCCCGGCCUUGCUUAGCUUCUGAGAUCUGACAAGAUUGUGCAUUGACAUUGAUAUGGUUUACUGAUAGUUUCUAUUGCUAUGCCCAUAAACUCUGUCCACAUGUUUCUUGAGGUGAAAAAAUGUAUAUCAUUAUCAUGCAAAGUAGUGAUGUUAUUUAGUCACAUGAAUAUUAAGUGUUUGUGCUUUCUUUCUAGAGCGUUAACACAAUCCAUUGAAGCAGCUGUUAUAGGGAUGGUACAACUUGUGAAAUAUGAAUUUAAAUUGUACAUUGUUUUGAUACAUUUUUUUUUAAAUAAAGUGACACCCAAAAGUCA